Molecule: messenger RNA, 4305 nt
Organism: Dermacentor albipictus
Lineage: Eukaryota; Metazoa; Arthropoda; Arachnida; Ixodida; Ixodidae
Product: carboxypeptidase D-like
Biological process (GO): peptide metabolic process; protein processing
Molecular function (GO): zinc ion binding; metallocarboxypeptidase activity
Source: RefSeq, a predicted model, not a curated record
GCCCGCUCUCUCGUGCCAGAAGCCCGCGGAGGUGACGCCGGUGUGCAUCGCGCGCUCUCCCUGCCUCGCACUGCCGCGCGGCUCCUGCAGUCAGCUGUUGCGAAGGGGCAACCGACAACGGCGAGUGGUCACGCGGGAAGGCCGCCCCUGUUACCGGAGGGACCACUCGGUUCGAACGGCCGCGAUCCACGUCUUGGCAGAGGGCGAGCGACCGAUGCUACCGGCUGCAAUUUGACGGGAAAGGAACGCCGUCGCUUGGCACCUCCAGAAAGGUCAUCCGAAAGCUGACGGCGGAGCGCAUUCCGCAGUGAGUGUUGAAGCCCUGCUGCGUAAAGAGCGCGAGACGACAUUGCUUGAAGCACUGUUGCGGGCGAAUUUUCUUCUUCCUGGACGAGGCUGUCUGCAAGAAUUUCUUGAUCUGUUUCCUUCUGUCCGCAAACAACAAGAGCCAUUCCUAGACAGCUGUUUGCCAGAAUCUACCAAACGAUUUUCAGUCACGUCUGUCGCCCGCAAACAGUCUUGAGCACCGAUAACGUUCCAGCACUAAUCAGGACAAGGGCAUCGAGGCAUCUUUCGGUUCAUCCUGAGUCCUCGCCGCUUCUCGUGUCGUGCUUGCGGUUUGCGUGUCAUCAACUAAUCGUGCCGACUACUAUCCGAGGACCGAAUUGCAGGCACCGUGUCAUUUGACGACGUUUUUCGAGGCCUGUGAUAGCUCGUUUGUUUGUUUCGUCCUCCGACCCAGUGCGGGAUCUCUCCGCGCGGUGAAGCGCAUCCUGAAGGCGGCGGACCAAUCAGGGACUGCGCUUGGCGAGCCGCCGUCCUGCCGAGGCCUAUCUUUAUCCAGACGUCGCGCGCUCGCUGCUUCUGACAAAGAGUAUCCCGCGAAACGACCGUAAUAAGGAGCUCGAAGGAAAAGAGCCAGUGGCGCUGCCCGCCCAGAGAAGAGCUGCCGUCCGUCAGCCGAACCAAACCAUCAGCUGCAGCGGAUCGCCCCUGGAAACGUGUCCUACAAAGACGACCUUGAAACAGCCUCGGCCUCACUCUCUCCGCCGCAGCACCACCCCGAGCGAGCGUUGCCGCUUUCGGGAUCUCGCCGUAUCUUCUCGGCGCGCAAGAAGUGGGUUGAGCGGGCACCCCGAUAGAUCGGGCGCGCAGCAGUGAUCGGAGCGCUCUUCGCCGCACCAGCUUGCCCGAGCGUCGACGUCCGCGCGGUGUUUGUCCCAGCUAAAGCUGCGCGCGGCGCCUGCCAGCGGCUGGGAUUGCAUCGGACGCCGUGAGGCGAGCUUCGCUCCCGUUCGAGCAGCCUUCGACGCGACUGCGAUUGUCUUCUCCUCCGCAUCGACGACGGUGGUGGAUUCUGUGCAAAGCCGGUUUCUGUCUUGGUCAUUGUCGCCUCGACCAAGAAGGCCAGGCGCCGCCCGUGCGAGAAUCCGGAUCUCCUUUUUUCCCCAAGUCGUCGCCGAUCGCGUCUAUUCCAUACUCCCGAUAGUCGACCCAUCCCCCAUUGGGGCCACGUGCCAAGGUUGGGGCCCAUCGUCGCAAUCACGAUCACGCUCAUUGUCGGAGGACGCUGCGCGGCGAUGAAGCCCCGGAGCCUGUGCGGGUCGGCGCUGGCGCUGGCGCUGUUGCUGCUCUACCUGUGCGCGGUGCGCCAGGUACGCGGACAGUCCGGCACGCCGACAGGAAAGAAGCGCUCCGAGGACUACACCUACUUCAACCACGAGGAGAUGACCAAUUUCCUCAAGAAGGUCUCCACCAACUACCCGGACUUCACACGCCUGUACAGCGCUGGAAAGUCCGUGCAAGGGCGUGAGCUGUGGGUUCUGCUGGUGACGAAGGACCCCCAGGAGGAGACGCUGCUCAAGCCCAACGUCAAGUACGUUGCCAACAUGCACGGCAACGAGGCGGUGGGCCGGCAGCUGAUGGUGUACCUGAUCGCGCACCUGCUGACGCGUUACAACGUGGACCCGUACGUGCGCUACCUGCUGGACAACACGCGCAUCCACAUCAUGCCCAGCAUGAACCCCGACGGAUACGAGAUCUCCAAGGAGGGAGCCUGUACCGGCACGCUGGGACGGUACAACGCUCGUGGAGUGGACCUGAACCGCAACUUCCCGGACCACUUCAAGACGCAGACGCAGCAGCAGCAGCCGGAGACGGAAGCCGUGCGGCGCUGGAUACACCAGAUCCCGUUCGUUCUGUCCGGAAACCUCCACGGCGGUGCCGUCGUGGCCUCCUACCCGUUCGACAACUCGCCCAACGCUGUGUUCCACACGUACAACAAGCCUUCGGUGACGCCCGACGACGACGUGUUCCAGCACAUCGCCAGUGUGUAUUCCUUCAACCAUGCUAACAUGUACCUGGGCGCGCCAUGCUCCUCGGAUCGGCAGGCAUUCCCCAACGGCACCACGAACGGCGCAGCCUGGUACCCGCUCGCAGGUGGCAUGCAGGACUACAACUACAUCUGGGAAGGCUGCAUGGAAGUGACGUUCGAGAUCUCUUGCUGCAAGUUCCCGCACCGCCGCGAGCUGCCCCGCUUCUGGGAUGACAACAAGCAGUCGCUGCUCGCGUACCUUGGAGAAGUGCACAAAGGCGUGCGUGGCAUCGUAAUGGAUGACCGCGGUAACCCAGUGGUGAAGGCUUUCCUGCGUGUUUCCAAUCGCACUAUCGGCUUCAAGACCACGUCCAGAGGAGAGUACUGGAGGAUCCUCCGGCCCGGUCGUUACACGCUUGAGGUCUCCGCGCCGGGAUUCCACACGGCCAAGCAGGAUUUCAUCGUGCUCGAGCAGCAGAUCUCCAUUCUUAACGUGACGCUCAAGUCUUUACACGAGGAGACCGAUGAGCCCGAACAGCUGCAGCCCGAACCGGACUCGGCACAGAGUGCAGUGCCGCAGCCUACGGUUUCCGCUUGGAAGAAUAAGUACCGCAUUUCACGAUCUAUAUUCUCGGAUGAAGACUUCCUGCAUCCCGACUCUUCGGGGCUAAGCUUCUUCCUGGCGCCAUCGUCGCUUCAGAGAGCGCCUUCCAUGUGGAACUCCAUAAAGUCCGGCUUCGGAAACAUCUUCGGGAACUUCGGCUGAGUGAAUUCGCGAGCACCGCGACACGGCGGCCGCGAAAAGCCCGGCUGCGUGUCGAGCCGCGCUCGACGAGCGACAGCAGUGCGGGAAUUCGGCGCUCGCCGGGGCGCCGUCCUGCCCCAGUGCUCGGAGUGUGUUGCUCGGCGCGUUUGACGUCGCGUCACCGCUGCCGCCGCCCAUUUCUCGCCUUUCGGGAGCGCAACACGGCAGCCUUUUCGCAGCUGCGUCAGACUUCCGCGCAAGGUUCGCCAGCGUGCUACCCAAUCUGGAGGACCCUGUGUCACGAACGUUAGAGUUUGGUGCAAAUAUCUCCAAGUGGCCGCCGCCAGCUCCAAUCCUUUGUCCACCAGGCCGACCUAGUGUAGCCGGGGUGUUUGUUGAAAACAUGUUAGUGGCUAUUUUAUUAUUUCUUGUAAACAGGCCGUCGUUCGUUUACAUGAAACCGUUGUUUCACAGAGUAUGACGUUUGGCUUCGUUGGUAGCUUGUAACAGCAUUUUAGUCUUUAAUUUCAAAAAGUCAUUCAUCUAAAAGUUCAACUCAUUGAAGGAAUGACCAUUCCUCACUCUAAUCUGUUUCGCUGAAGGACAACUUAAAAAGAAAUAACGAUGGCUUCGGUGGCUACUACGUUUCUUCCUCUUCCUUUUUUCUUCACAUAUGCUGUCGAUGCCUUGAAGACAGUUGACUGGCCGCUCUCCGAGAUGAAAUUUAUGACCGCAGAGAAAGUUUAUGGACACAAUUUAACUUCCGAAAUAUAUGCUAAGAGGCCAUCACUGACUUUGAAGCAAGUAUUACCAAAGGCCACGCACCAAACCUAUGGUAAUGCACCUUUUACGGACUCAAACGUCGAAUUUCUUUCACGACAGGCCAUUGUAUGAAACUCUAUGGCCGGUUUUUCCGGCUCUCAUAAGUGCAACAAUCGCGUUUACCUUUCUCGUUUUCCUGCCCAGUGGCAGUGGUUCGCAAACCUCUAAGAGCUGGAUUCGCGUGCAGCAAUGGGUCGUAGUUCGUGACACAAUUCUUCGAUCAUAUGUGCGUUCCUCUAGAGGACAAUUUGAGUCGCAUACUGUUAUGUUUGUACGGUUAGAAUGCAGUCAGCGGUUUUAUCUUUGCACAACAUCUAUUCUUUUUUGUUUGCUUGCAGGCCACACAUCGCGCGUUGUGUGGGUCAGAGUUCUCAUGAUAAAGAGUGAAUCACCUUGUUACAAUAAAGAGAGAAGAAUCUCACCA